GCCACGCCGCGGCCGAGCCCCGCGGGGUCGCCGCGCGGCAGCCGCGCGGCGCCGGCGGCCGCCCCGGCGAAGUGGCGGCGGCACUUCUCGGCGGAGUGGCAGUGCGACUACUUCGUCGACGAGGAGACCGGCCUGGCCCAGUGGGAGCCGCCCCCCGCCGCCGAGCUGCAGCUCCUGCGGCUCCGCGAGCGGCGGGGGGCCGACGAGGCCGACCCCGCCCCCAGCGCGGCAGGCGCCGCCGGGGGAGCGGGCGCAGGCGCGGCCGCGGCUGCAGGGGUGCGGUGGAGGCGAGCAUACUCAAGCGAGCACCAGUGCCACUACUUCGUCAACGCGGACACUGGCAAGGCUCAGUGGGAAGCCCCGCCAGACGACGAGCUGCAGGGCCUGGAGUGCCUCGAGGAGGAGGAGGCCCCGGGCCAGCGGGGCGAGGCCGCGGCGGAGGCCGCGGGCACGACAGCGGCGGCACCGCUCGCCAGCGGCGCGGCAAAGUGGAGGACAGUAUACUCUGCCGAGCACGACUUGCACGGUGGCGGACUACGUCUGCGAUGCAACUGGCGAGGCCCAGUGGGAGCAGCCGCCAGAGGAACAGCUCGGAGACUCCUAGGAGGCCACGCGACCUGA
Prorocentrum cordatum is the source of this 621-nucleotide messenger RNA. The record is from the annotation of a GenBank genome assembly. NCBI's taxonomy places the organism in Eukaryota, Dinophyceae, Prorocentrales, Prorocentraceae.